AGGUAGAUAGGUAGUAUGUAGUAGGUACUGGGUUUUUUAUCCGACUCUGACUGUGAACAAAGGGCGAACUGCCGAACCGGCCGGCCAAUUUUUUACACUCUACACUUCUGACUUGUCGAGUAACGUUAUUUUAUCGUAUCUACUUGGUAGAACGUCGAAUGUUCCACGUAAUAUUCAUUCUCAUUCGUUAAUUUUAAUCGUACUCGUACGACAGUGUUGACGCUGGCCUGCUGACUGCUGAGUCGAAUUUUUUUUAUCGUUUCGAAUAAGCUAAAUUGGUUCAUUUCGCGAUUCGCGACUACCUGUGUAGUGAUAUACAUUUCCAUUUCUACUGUCACUUCGAUCGCAUCAUCGCUUAUCGGUCACCCCUCUGAUUACCAGAACUUGUUCGUGAAAAAACAUACAACAAAAUGUGUGCCGACAAAUUUGAUGCUUGCGUCGAAGAUGUUAAAAAUCUCAAACAAACUCCGAGUAACGAUGAAUUACUGGAACUAUACGCGUUAUUCAAACAAGCUACUGUCGGAGAUGUGAAUACAGACCGACCAGGUGUAUUCGACCUGAAAGGUAAAGCCAAAUGGGACGCUUGGAGUGCGAAAAAAGGCACGUCAUCGGACAAAGCUAAAGAGGAAUACGUCGCUUUGGUCGAAAAAUUGAUCGCAACUUAUGGUAAAAAAUGAAGAAGCGCGGCCAUUCUUAUGCCUACGUAUAAUAUAUAUUUAUUGUGUAUAGUUUAUUACAUUGAUCCAUUGUCGUCUGCCUGAUGCCUAUGCUGUAUUCUUAUUUACUGUACGCUCAAGCGUGGUGUUUUCUCUUGUUUUUUUGUUUUUGUUUUUUUGUUUUCUUUCUUCAUACAAAACUUUUGUUAUUCAACCGCAACUUAUGAGCAGUUGCGCAUCUAUUUAUUUCAAGAGCGACGGCGACGAUUAGAUUAAGUUAGGAUACAUGUUGAUCAUCGGGUAAUUGGUUUUCGAUUAGCUAUAACGAUGAAAGCGCGCAUAUAUGGUACCUUAUUUUGAUUUGAACGUUUGAUGUGGUCACUGGACAGUCAGGUAGCCUACCUAUGUGAUAAGAUAUCUGGUACUGUACAAGUGUACAUAUUUUUAAUAUUUUACCACCUGUUAUCUACCUUUACCUACCUACGUAUGCACACACCUUGUCGAGUUGUCGAUAUAUUUUAGUAUUUGUUCGUCUACGUAUCCGUACAACUGUGUAGGUAAAUGGCAUUCAUUUGUUAUUGUUUUGAAAUAAUAUACGCGCUGAAAUAAU
Planococcus citri (citrus mealybug) is the source of this 1266-nucleotide messenger RNA. Its product is annotated as acyl-CoA-binding protein homolog 1-like. Lineage: Eukaryota; Metazoa; Arthropoda; Insecta; Hemiptera; Pseudococcidae. The record is from RefSeq and is a predicted model, not a curated record. The transcript has 4 exons. Gene Ontology annotation, biological process: fatty acid metabolic process. The coding region runs from base 411 to 677 and encodes 88 amino acids. Gene Ontology annotation, molecular function: fatty-acyl-CoA binding.